AAUAAUGGCAGAGAGGUAGCCAAUGGAUAAAGAAAGUACCGCCGUGUUAUCGUCUGGGGGCGGGGAAGUCGAAAACGGUUUUAACAACCCAAGUUACAACAACGAGAUGGAGACAUCAAACUAUCAGAAUGGGGAUACCACCCAUGGGCGGGGCGAAGUGGAGAUCCGGAAUCUCAACGGAGGAAAAACCCGGAGAAUGAGUUCAUCUUCGGACGAUCCGGAUGACUACGUGAGGUACGGGUGGCUCGGGUUCCGGCCAGGGUGUCUCCAGUUCCUGAACAACCCCAAGGGGUACCUGGUGUUUCUGAGUUGGUUCGCCCUCGUGCAGGGCAUGACGGUGAACGGUUUCAUCUACGUCAUCACGUCCACGCUGGAGAAACGGUUCUCCCUGCCGAGCGUCCAGAGCGGAUCCAUCAGCAGCUGUUACGACUUCUCCGUCAUGGUCAUCAUCGUCUUCGUCACGUACAUUGGUGAGAAAAGCCACAAGCCCAAGUGGCUCGGAACUGGUUCCCUGAUCUUUGUUCUAGGCUCCAUCAUAUUCAUGCUGCCGCACUUCCUGACACCAGACUAUGACGUCAUGCCGUCUGAUGUCGACACGUGCGAUCCGAACCGGGCCGAGGUUCCGGGUUGCAAUGCGGGGGAUACUAGUUUAAGUAACUAUUUCUGGAUGUUUGUGGCGGCGCAGGCGCUGCAUGGAAUAGGUGCCUCACCUUUGUACACACUUGGUGUGACGUAUCUUGAUGAAAACGUCAAUCCGGUGAGCGUGUCACUUUAUGUAGGUGUUUUCCAGGCAGUUACUACUCUGGGUCCAGCAAUUGGAUAUCUUGUCGGUGGUCUGUUCCUAGGAAUAUAUACAGACUUCCCCAAGGAGCCUAACGAAGGAAUAAAUGCAGAUCAUCCACUAUGGAUCGGUGCGUGGUGGCUGGGUCUCGUCAUGCCAGCCUGUUUGGGAAUACUCGUCGUCAUGCCCUUAUAUGGAUUCCCAAGAUACUUGAAAGAUCAUAAGAAAGUGCUUGCUGCAAAAGUGGCUGAGAAUCAGAAAGGGACAGACUUCGAAGCCCGGAGUGAUUCAGGAAUGAUUGGUAGUAUGAAGGAUUUUCCCAUGGCCAUCUGGACACUGUUCAAGAAUCUUCCCUUUAUGUUCAUCAACUUGGGUCUCAUCACAGAGUGGAUGAUUCUAUCCAGUAUAGCUGCAUUCGGACCCAAGUUUUUAGAGUCACAGUUCAAUCUGACAUCGGGUUUCUCAGCGAUAAUAGCUGGCGCCAUCACGAUCCCAUCGGGUCUUCUAGGAGCUCUGAUCGGCGGGUACAUCGUCAAGAAAUACCAGCUAAAGUUCCUGGGUCAGAUCCGGUUGUGUUGCGCCACGCUCUGUAUCUCGCUCUUCCUCAUGGUUGGCUUUAUCUUCAACUGCUCUAGUCUUAAAUUCGCUGGUGUCAAUACGUUAUAUCAAAAUACAUCAUUACCAUACGAAGGAGCAUUCAACCUUACCGCUGAAUGUAACGAUGGCUGUGUUUGUGACACUUCAUACAACCCGGUUUGCGGUUCGAAUAACGUCAUGUAUUACUCAUCUUGCCACGCUGGGUGUGCCGUAAAUGCCGGCAAGAACGCGGAGGGAUACCAGAAUUAUACAGAUUGUGCCUGCAUUUCGCCGCCUGGUUCUGACGUCACCAGUUUUGCAGUGGGAGGCAAGUGUGAGGAUGACUGCUCCACCAUGUGGGUAUUCGUCGGUCUCGUAUUCUCCAUGGCGCUUUUUACAUUCAUUGCUGUGGUGCCAACAAUUACAGCCACAAUAAGGUGUGUUUCGCAUUCACAACGUGCCCUCGCUCUUGGUGUUCAGUCCCUGAUGUACCGCGCCGCAGGGACCGUACCAGGCCCGAUCAUCUUCGGUUCCAUCAUCGACAGAUCCUGCGUCCUAUGGGAGAAUUCCUGCGGUGAUUCCCGACAGUGCUGGUUGUACGACAAUACAUCCAUGAGCAUCAAUGUGUUCAUCCUACUAGCGUCACUCAAACUGGGCUCCAUCUUAUUCUACGUAGCGUGUGCGUUGUCAUAUAGACCGCCACCAAGCGUCGACGACGUGCAAGUGAAAACGCCGUCGUACAACAAGAAGCAGGAAGUCAGCACGGUGUCGACGCUAAAUACAGAAAUGUAGAUUCAGCCAAUACUUUUUUUUUUCAUUUUAGGUUUUGUAUCUUGUUUAUCAUUGAAUAAGGGAAUGUGUUAAUACUAGGUUCAGUACCAUGCAAUCAGUCUAAAGGGAGGACCUUACUGGUAAUCAAUUUCAAAAGUUAAUUACCAUAAAACUUUUAACAACAAUAAAGAGCAAUGGAAAGCUGUUGCUAUUAUAAAACAGUUUCAUAGACAACAUCCUUUCACGUGAUGUUG
Asterias rubens (European starfish) is the source of this 2382-nucleotide messenger RNA. RefSeq names its product solute carrier organic anion transporter family member 4A1-like. Lineage: Eukaryota; Metazoa; Echinodermata; Asteroidea; Forcipulatida; Asteriidae. Gene Ontology annotation, cellular component: membrane. Gene Ontology annotation, molecular function: protein binding. The record is from RefSeq and is a predicted model, not a curated record. The transcript has 10 exons. Gene Ontology annotation, biological process: transmembrane transport; sodium-independent organic anion transport. Bases 23 to 2149 code for a protein of 708 amino acids.